AUGGGGAGGCGAGGCCGCCCUUCACUCAAUAUCACGCCAGAGGAGCGGCUCCAGCGCAGACGAUCGCAGCUCGUUGCCUCUCAACGAAAGCGCAGGGCCCACAAACGCCUGUUAUCCCAGCCGUCUACGUCUACGGCAACAUCCGAGGGGCUUCUACCGGCUGUACCGACUGCGCUGCCCGUCUAUGAUGCCAUGAUGCCGGGGCACCGCGCGGGAGUCGCCGUGUCUCGGCCGCAAGGCGUCGAAGCCACCACAAACACAACCGCAAACGAAGCAUCGUCUCCGAGCGCUCGGUCGCCGCCUGCAAUCUGUCACCGUUGCGGAUCGGCCCCCCUCGACACGGCCGCAAUACCCGCGGCCGUGUCGCCCACUUCACCGGCAAGUCUUUUGAGGACUCGCCAACUUGGAACAGAUACUCAUGCGUUAUCCUCUAGACUCGCGAGCCCGAUGCCGCCAUCUUCAAUAUGGGCUGACACCAACGCGAACGAGCCCGAUGCGGGCACCGACAAAGCCUCUUUUACAUUCAUAGCCAGUCAUGCGUCAUUAUAUGACCGGGGAUUCGAUUCCUUCGAUUGUGUUGGCAGUAAUACUCUACUAAGCGAGGAACUCGAAACGAGCGCGGCAUGGCUGAAACGCCCCGCGCACGCAUUCGCGACAGGGAUAGACAAUGUCUUUUUCCCAGGGCGGGCGACCUUUACCGCAGACUCUCUGUGGAUGCCAUCACCUUCUCUAUUGGAGGACGACGGCCCGAUGUUGACUGGCGCGACAUUGUGCGGCCCAAUCCUAGAGGCAUGCAGCCCGAUGUUGAGUGACGAUGGCAUUGAGUUUUGGACGCCAUGGACGGGAGCUAAGCAAGCGAUCCCUAUGGGCUUUUGA
Trichoderma gamsii is the source of this 876-nucleotide messenger RNA. RefSeq lists its product as hypothetical. The record is from RefSeq and is a predicted model, not a curated record. The transcript is spliced from 2 exons. Bases 1 to 876 code for a protein of 291 amino acids. NCBI's taxonomy places the organism in Eukaryota, Fungi, Ascomycota, Sordariomycetes, Hypocreales, Hypocreaceae.